AUGUCUUCAACUGAGCUGCCCAAGAUUCCGGAUUUGAAAGUGGAGGACGAUUUCCAAACAUACAAGCUUGGGAGUUUCAAACUCAAGUCUGGUGUAGAGAUUCCAGAUGCAUUUAUUGCGUACAAGACGCUCGGUGAUCCAUCUUCACCUGCCAUCAUCUACCCCACUUGGUAUUCUGGAUCAAUCUCCGACAACCUUUGGCUCACCGGCUCAGACAAGACACUGGAUCCUUCUAAAUUCUACAUCAUUAUCCCGGCACUUUUUGGCAAUGGCCAGUCUUCGUCGCCGUCGAACAUGCCAGAAUUGCGUCCAUUUCCCGACGUCCUAAUUUACGACAAUGUAAGAGCACAGUAUGAGCUUGUGACCAAGCACCUUGGUGUUUCCCAUGCUCGUGCCGUUCUGGGCUGGUCUAUGGGAGCCGGGCAGACAUACCAAUGGCUAACUCAGUACCCCGAUUUCAUGGACAUUGGUGUUCCUUUCUGUGGUGCCGCAAAGACGAGCCUCCACAAUCAGGUUUUCCUUGAGGGUAUCAAGAGCGCCCUCUACGCUGCGAUAGGUACAAGCUCAGCAGGCGUUGCGAAGCCGGACUUGCGCACCGCUGAGAAUGGUGGGCAUUCAGCUUUCACUCCCGACCAAACAAAGAUAGGUCUGAAGGCCCUCGGGCGCGUAUAUGCAUUCUACCGCGAGAGGCUAUACGAGAAGGCGCCGACACUUGGGUUCAAAAACCUAGAUGACUUUCUCGUCAACUUCUGGGAAGCCUGGGCGCUGUCGAAUGACCCGGAAAACAUGCUUGUUAUGACUCAUACAUGGCAAGCCGCGGAUUGUUCGGAGCAAGAGCCGUACAAUGGCGACUUCCGAUCGGCGAUGGAGAGUAUCAAGGCGAAGACCCUAGUGCUCCCAGCAAAGACAGACCUGUAUUUUCCACCAGAAGACUCAGAAAUUGAGGUCCAGAACAUGAAGCCAGGAGUCGGAACGUUCAAGGUCUUCCCGUCUAUUUGGGGACAUUGGGCUGGCGGUCCCGGGCAAUCCACGGAUGAUGUGAAAUGGCUGGACGAGCAUUUGGCGGAGUUCAUUGCUAAGAAUUGA
This is a messenger RNA of Cucurbitaria berberidis CBS 394.84, 1086 nucleotides long. Its product is annotated as homoserine acetyltransferase family protein. Gene Ontology annotation, biological process: biosynthetic process. The record is from RefSeq and is a predicted model, not a curated record. Gene Ontology annotation, molecular function: acyltransferase activity, transferring groups other than amino-acyl groups. Lineage: Eukaryota; Fungi; Ascomycota; Dothideomycetes; Pleosporales; Cucurbitariaceae. The transcript has 5 exons. Bases 1 to 1086 code for a protein of 361 amino acids.